GUAGGCAUGAGGCGGUCCUUUUUGCCCGGAAGUGAGGCGCAUGGUUUUGCCUCCAUUGUUUUAAACCCAGAUUUACGAGCAGCUGAAAGCUUCUCGGUUGGCUUUUCUGUUGCGAGAGACCCUACAUUUUGUCACCCCAACUAUGGGGGUACCUCCCCAUCCCCAGAAAGGAGGCAAAAGGAAGAAAGAAUGUCGGAAACGGGCCUUGCCUUCUGCCUCGGACCAAGCAGGUGGUGCCAGAGAGAGCAAAGGGGUCACCCUCCCCAGAUUGGAGCCUGGCUCGGCUGAGUAUUUCCGUCGGGCUCACGAGACUUUGAAAUCGGGGUUCGAGUCGGAGGAGGAGAAAGGCCUGUUUGUCAGCAAUGUCUUGGAGGAGGCUGAAGCAGUGGCUUUACCCUUGGCCCUGGACACAGCUGGUUCUCUUCUUCUCCAGGCCCUUGUUCCGUAUGCUUCUUCACCCAGCUUGUGUUCCUUUCUCCGGGCUUUGAUCCCCUCUCUGCACCUUGCCGCCUGCCACUCCUGCGGAGCCCACAUCCUGGAGGCUGUCUUGCUGAGGGCCCCAUUGCUGAUCAAGGAUGAAGCAGAGGAUUCUGAGACUUUGGAGGACCUUGUUCUGGAACUGGGAAAGGCUGUACAGAAAGAACUGUCAGUUUUUGCUUUGGAUGCCCAUGGCAGUUUUGUGGUGCGGACACUGCUGCAGGUGCUUGGAGGGGUCCGAGUCGGGUCAGACGGGGGCCGAGGAGGAUCAGGGAUUUCGAGCUUUAGAGCCAAGCGAGCAAAAGCAGAAAGCGAUGGGCCUCUGGAAUUUGAAGUCCCAGACUCCUUCUUCUCCCUCCUUCGUGAAUUCAGCGAGUGCUUUCAGGAGCAUAUUUCAGAUUUUAUUACAAACAAAUAUUUUAGCCUCUGCCUCCAAGUGGCGCUGGAGGUCUUACACCGGAAGCUACCUGAUGUCUGUUCAGAACUGUGCUGCUCAGUGAUCGGCUACCUGAGCUCCUGCAACCCGGCAGCUGGACAGAGCCCCCUCCUGGUGUUUCUGAAGGAUGCCACCUGCAGCCGGGCGCUGGACAAGGUUCUGGAGGUGUCUGACCCAAAGGCCUUGCGCUCAUUCUACAAGGCACAUGUCAAGGGGCAAUUGCGGGUCCUGGCGGAGCAUGGUGUGGCCAACUUCACCUUGCAGCGGCUCAUCCAGGCUGCCUCCCGGAAACUGUUGGGACAACUAUUUGAGGAAUUGAGCCCAGGCGUGGAAGAGAUCAUGGCCCAUGAGCACCUGGGAGUGAUCACGGCGCUUCUGGGGGCCUGUAGAAAACAGGGGACUCACCAGCCGGAGGUACUGCAGAUCCUCAUGGAGGCUUUUCACUGCUGGGAACCUUCCUCCCGCCAAGUGUUGUGUGCUCCUCUGAUUGCUUCUGUGUUGGCUUAUGAGGUGUAUUAUGGUGAAGAGGAAGGGGAGGAUCCGUCACAGUGUCAGGUGAACACAGCUCGUCCUUUGACCUCAGUCUCCUACCAUGGCUCCUUAAUGCUCCAGCACUUGUUACACUUUGCAGACCCCUCCAUUGUACUGCGCAGCUUAGGGACCAUGACCCCUGAGGAUCUCGUCACACUGGCUUGCGAUCCUGCAGGAAGCCACGUCUUUGAUGCUCUCCUAGCCAGCCCCUCUGUCCCUGAAAAACAGAGGCGGAAGGUGCUGCGACUGCUCAAGGGUUGCUAUCUAUCUCUGGCUUGUAACAAGCAUGGAAGUCGGGUCCUGGAUGCCAUUUGGAGCAGAUCCAAUCUGCCAGCCAAGCAAGAGAUGGCUCAAGAGCUGGCUGAGCAUGAGCCGCAGCUCCGGCAUGACCCCUUUGGUCAUCACGUGGCCCGCAACUUUGCCUUGACCCACUUCCUCAAACGCCGCCAGGAUUGGGACCGCCACCAGGAGGCGGAAAAGAAACGGAGGGAGCUCUUUGCCGAGAUCUUGGAUGGAUGAAUCAGAACGAGAAUGGGGAUGCUGUGCGAGUUGGUUGCUACUGUGACAUUUUGCCCAUGGGAAGAAGCAGAGGACUGACCCUAUUGGACACCCCAGUGCAUUCAUGCUCGGCAUGACUGUUCCUGACCACAGAAACGCUGGAGGACAAUGUGCUGGGUAUUGUCAUGGGGGCAUCUCUCUUGCCUGCUCUCAAAUGGAUAUUUUUUUUGCAGAUAUUGAGAGAUCCUUUUCUUUACAGGUACUGUUGUGUUUCUUCUUUGGAACAGUGUCAGUGUAAUUGUAGGCCAGAGCUUGGAAACUGUGGUUACCUCUUUCUUGCACUUGCUGCAAAGGCCCUGUUGUCAAGUGCUUGGUUAUCUGUUUUUCUUAAGAAAGAUGUUCCUUUACACA
Sceloporus undulatus (fence lizard) is the source of this 2353-nucleotide messenger RNA. It is a transcript of the gene NOP9, whose product is annotated as NOP9 nucleolar protein. The coding region runs from base 143 to 1963 and encodes 606 amino acids. Gene Ontology annotation, molecular function: RNA binding. The transcript is spliced from 11 exons. The record is from RefSeq and is a predicted model, not a curated record. Gene Ontology annotation, biological process: endonucleolytic cleavage in ITS1 to separate SSU-rRNA from 5.8S rRNA and LSU-rRNA from tricistronic rRNA transcript (SSU-rRNA, 5.8S rRNA, LSU-rRNA); endonucleolytic cleavage to generate mature 5'-end of SSU-rRNA from (SSU-rRNA, 5.8S rRNA, LSU-rRNA); endonucleolytic cleavage in 5'-ETS of tricistronic rRNA transcript (SSU-rRNA, 5.8S rRNA, LSU-rRNA). Gene Ontology annotation, cellular component: nucleolus; 90S preribosome; preribosome, small subunit precursor. NCBI's taxonomy places the organism in Eukaryota, Metazoa, Chordata, Lepidosauria, Squamata, Phrynosomatidae.